GGCGGCUAACGACAAGGAGAGAGAGAGCAGAGAUUCAAGCUAAAAAGAGGCUGAACAGAACCAAACACCUCCCAACUCCAAACUAGGAUCUGGGUUGAACAAAGCACUCAGCAAGAUGCUCCGCCCACUUGCCGUCAUUACAGCCUGCCUCUGGCUGUCAGUCAUACUAGGCCCCGCCUUCGGAAACGGCCACUCGAUGGAGCUAUUCACCGGACUGGACAUGACGCAACAACCGACAGACGUGAAGGUCGUGGGUCAACUGACCACCGUGAAGUUCCGGUGCCGGGCCUCAACUUACCCGUCCGCGCCCUCGCCGUCCUACGAGUGGUUCUCCAGAAGUGAAUACGACACUAACCCUCUGUUCAAUCAGUUGGUGAACGACGAUCUCCACUCCAUUUAUUUCGACGGAGUCGACAGCGUUCUAGAAAUCUCCGUGGAGAAUUUCUUCCUGAGCAGAGGUCCAAUUCCGAUGCGUUUCCAAUGCCGCGCGUACACCUACUCCGGCUCCAUUAUGAGUCGUGUAGCGAGACUGAGCUUCGGCGUACUCGGAGAAUUCCCGGGAACCCCGAUGCAAGUGGUCAACGUAACGGCUUACGAGAGGAAAAUCCUCAAGUGCCCGAACAUCUACAGCGACCCCGGAGUGACCUACAGCUGGUACAUUGGCAACAACCCCUACAACAUCGUCAGCGAGAGGAGCACCCCGACUGUCUUCUCCAGCGCCACGAAUGGCCGUCUGUACUUCUCUUCGCUCAGCCUCACCCACUCGGGCACCUACCACUGUGUGGUCAACCUGACGGCUGCAGGCUCUGGCUAUGAGCUCAGAGGAAAGGACGCCCAAGCCAGCAGGUCCCAUUCUAAUGGUAUUUUCCUGAACGUGGCUUCGAACCCGAACCCACCGACUGACAUGCCGACUCUGACGUCAGAAAUACCUGACGACUUUCUCUCCAUACUCCCGACGACACCAAUCCAGGGUGAUGACGUCAUGCUGGAGUGUUUUGCCUAUGAUACCACGGGCGCUCCUGUGUAUUACAGAUGGAUACGUAGAUCUAGCAUGUUUGGGGUGGAGUGGCCUCUACCUGCUGGAUACAGUACGGCUAACAGAAAUAGAUAUACGGCAACAAGCUAGAGAUCUCCUUCUUCUCGGGAGACAUGCACGCCGGCCUGUACCAGUGUGGAGCCUCCAACUAUCUGGGCACGGCUUACGACACGGUGGAGGUCGCCUAUAAACACGACGACAAUGGCAACUCCGUCAGCGCAGGCGCACAAUGCUGCAGCGUCACUUCCGCCGCUAUGGUUGUCAUGGCGAUGACGAUGACGUACUUCCUGUGAUUGGUCCCACGCAGAAACUGAAGGGAGACAGAGUUUUCUUCUUUUUAAAAACUUUUGUUCGUUUGUUGCUUUGUUUGUUUGUUUGUUCGUUCGUUUGCUUGUUUGUUUUUAACCCUUGACGUUUCUUAAUGUUAGCCGCUAGAAUUUUUACUGUUUUCGUUCGUUUGCUUGUUUGUUUGUUUGUUUGUUUUUAACCCUUGACAUUUCCUAAUGUUAGCCGCUAGAAUUUUUGUUGUUUCUGGGGGGUUUUUUCAGUUGUUUUUUUUCUGUUUGUUUUUCAAAGUAUUUCUUAGAUUAUAUAAUGCCCUGCUUCCUACUAUCUGCACUUAUGGGGAUUCAUAAGCCGAUUUUAAGAACUUCUGUUGUAACCUUUGCUUUUGUGAAAUACGAAUUGAAAUCGCUUUUGUUGGGUUCAAUCUUAAAAUUUGCACGCUACAAGAUAUUUCCCCACCCCACCUCCAAUAAAUAAAUAAAAUAAA
Molecule: messenger RNA, 1808 nt
Organism: Aplysia californica (California sea hare)
Lineage: Eukaryota; Metazoa; Mollusca; Gastropoda; Aplysiida; Aplysiidae
Product: contactin-5
Biological process (GO): cell-cell adhesion
Source: RefSeq, a predicted model, not a curated record